CCGAGGAACUGCACCGGGCACGGAGCGGGGGCCGGCGGCUGAAGCGGGACCCCUGCCCGGGGCCAGCGCAGCGAGCAAGAAGCUGAGCUGGGGACAGAGGUACCUGGGACCGAGGGGACGAGGUGUGCGGUGUCCUGGCCUCAGGCAAGGUGAGCUGCCCUCCAGCACGGGAUGUGCCCUGAGCCCCUGCCCUGUGGGAGCUGCCGGUGACGGCAAGUGGGAGAGCCGGGAAGUCAGAGCAAAGGAAUUUGCAAACACAUUCUUCAGCGCCACGAGGAUCCCAUUGCAUGUAAACAGGAAUACAGGCCGGGCUGGGGCGAAGUGAGAGCUGCCUCCAGUUCUGCAGGACCCUCCCUGGACUCGCCUGCCCUGGGCAGUGCCCGGUGGCACCAGCCCCAAAUUUCUGUUCCCGACUGCAGCCGAGCCGCUGUGGGAAGCGGCAGCGAAGGAGAAGAGAGGGGCUGCUGAGCGACUGCCAAUGUCACGCUAACAUCCCGGCGAGGCUGCAGGGAGCCGGCGCUUUGAUCACCCGCCCGAGAGCAUCUCGAAGCAGGCAGGAUGCCACUGUGAGCCCUGCCUUCUCCUGCCUGCCCCAGCCUCGCUCCUGGCACCCUCGGGGCUGGCUGCAGAAGAGGGGUGCGGGGCCCGCUGGCGCUGCCCCGUCUCCCCAGGAUGCUCUCCCGCACCAGCCGCUGCUCCCUGUGCUCCUGCUCCGCGGCCAGACCGAGAUUGAAAGCUCAGCAGGCUGCCGGCAUGUUUUAGCCUCAUGCAGGCGUCCCUCGGAGACCCCAGAGCAGUGGACAGUAAUGUGAAAACGAUACUCAUGUCGUGUCUGAAAGGGCAACAGGUCAUCAUUAAGAUGGAGGCGAUGAAGAUCAUCCACCCGGAGAAGUUCUCGGAGCUCCAGGCGUCUCAGCCGCGCUACGCGCCCGCCCCACGCCGCGAGCCGCCCCUCGUGGCCAAGCGAGCGUGGCCCUCCGAGUCCGAGAUCAUCGUCAACCAGGCGUGCGGGGACAUCCCGGCCCUGGAUGCCACCCCCGGGCCGCUGCCGCUGCCCCGGACCCCGCCCCUGCCGCGGCGAGAGCGCGGCUACCAGGGCCAGCGCAAGGGCAGCUCCGAGGUUUGCUACCACCGGCAGCCGCCGUCGGACGAGGUGAUCGUCAACCAGUACGUGCUGCACCCCUCGACCCCCUGCGAGCCCCUGGAGUGCCCCACCUGCGGCCACAUGUACAACUUCACCAACAAGCGGCCCCGCAUCCUCUCCUGCCUGCACUCGGUGUGCGAGGAGUGCCUGCAGAUCCUCUACGAGUCCUGCCCCAAGUACAAGUUCAUCUCCUGCCCCACCUGCAAGCGGGAGACCGUGCUCUUCACUGACUACGGGCUGGCGGCGCUGGCCGUGAACACCAGUAUCCUGAACAGACUGCCGGCCGAGGCUCUGGCCGCCAACCCCGUGCAGUGGAGCAGCGACACCGAGCGCAGCUGCUACCAGACCUUCCGCCAGUACUGCGGGGCCGCCUGCACCUGCCACAUCCGCAACCCCCUGUCCUCCUGCACCAUCAUGUGAGCCUCGGCACGGCGGGACACGGCGGGACACGGCGGGACACGGCGGGAC
Pseudopodoces humilis (Tibetan ground-tit) is the source of this 1612-nucleotide messenger RNA. The record is from RefSeq and is a predicted model, not a curated record. Lineage: Eukaryota; Metazoa; Chordata; Aves; Passeriformes; Paridae.